AUGACUUCGAAUGAUGACGGUUCAACUUCGAUCCAUCAAGCUCUGCAAUUUUUGGCAACUUCAGGUCGCAUCAAAUGUCUUCCGCACAGGCUGGAGGACGAUUCGAGAUCGUAUAUCCGCCUCUAUAUCGUCCCAGAGGACGUCCGGGGCCGAACCUUACGGAAACUGAGCGAUGAGUCCAUGGCGGUUAAGCGUCAUUUCGACGUCCUCUUUCAAGAAUUAGAUGUCUCUCCUGAUUCCUGGCAUGGAAUCAGUGGUAGGCGCUUACCUUUCUCAGUCUGGUCGACAUCGGAGAAUAUCUCAUUGUUCUACUUGUUCAACACUCUGCCAUCACCCAAUCCCGAUCCUUCUCUCAUCAGCGAUUGUUACUCUCAGAUUGCUGCUGUGGAACUCCUCCAAGGCGAUGUUCCUGGUCUCAAGUCAACGCUAUACAACUACCAAGCACGUUCGGUGGCGCAAAUGAUCCAACGAGAGUCAACUCCUGGGCUUCAGCUAGACCCCCGAUUAGAAACCCGUCGAAGUCCAACGGGGCAAGAGUACUACUAUGGCCCGAGAGACAUGUCAUUCUUCAAACAUCCUCAGUAUUAUGACUGCUGUCGUGGCGGCAUAUUAGCUGAAACGAUGGGCCUCGGAAAAUCGAUCAUUUGUCUUGCGGUCAUUCUAGCCACCAGGCACCAUCUUCCACAGAUUCCGUCGCUGUACGAAACCCCACGGCGGAUUCGACCCAGAGUAGGCAGCCUGGCUGAGAUGGCGAUAGCCUCAGCAAACAGACAUGGAGUUCCAGCAAGAGCUCACCUCGACCGGAUCCAUCAAGAAACCGGCAAUGAAUUUGAAUCUUGCGUAAAACUGGUUAAUUCCAUACCGCCCACUUACAGCAUUCCCCAGGUUCCUUAUCGUUUGAAUCGCUAUACAAUAACGCCGCCGCCGAGGGUCAAGCGCUUGUGUAGUGCCACAAUCAUCGUGGUUCCUUCCAACCUCAUGCAUCAAUGGCAGGCUCAGAUCUCCGAACACGUCCAUGAGUUAUAUCUUGAAGUGUUAGUUGUCGAGGACCAUUCUCAGAAGCUUCCAAGUUCCGAUGAGCUUUCGAAAUAUGACAUACUUCUAAUAAGCCGAAAACGAUUUGAGAUGGAGAUCUCCGACGGCUCGGAUGCAGCUGGCAGACGGUUUUAUCGAGGCACUGUUCCUAAAUUAUGUUAUUGCCAAUACAUGGGCGCAACAAGAAGAAAGAAUUGUACAUGCAUAAAAAAAGAGGGAAUCUACGAGAGCCCGUUGAAGGACCUGCAUUUCCUCCGAUUGAUCGUUGACGAAGGACACCAAUUUUCCUCUCGCACUUCAAAUGCUGUCAAAGUGGCAAGCGAGUUAGUCACAGCUGAAAGGCGAUGGGUUGUUAGCGGAACGCCCGCAAGAGACCGCCUCUUCGGAGUCGAGGACUCUACAUCUGGGAACAGUGGCUCGCCGCUCAUUCUGUCAGACAAUUUUUCCAUCCACGCGUCUCGGCGUGAACGGGCUCUGGCCAUGAGAAAGCGUUUCAAUUCACAGGAAGAGAAGAAUGGUGCCGCGGUCAGCCUCGGACUCCUUGUCUCCCAUUUCUUACAAGCUCAACCAUGGGCUCGGAAAUCCGGGGUGCCGAAGGUGGACUGGGUUGACCACGUCUUCGUGCACGAAGAUCGAACAAAGAAGACGUACAGUGGCUUUGCGUCGUGUAUGCAUCGGACGUUAGAGUCACUCGUGAUCAAGACGCGGCUUGAAGACGUCGAGAGAGAUAUUCAACUUCCACCACUGAAGCACAAAGUCGUCUAUCUCGAGCCGUCUUUCUACGACAAGUUGACCGCGAAUCUGUUUACACUCGUCCUAGCAACGAACGCUGUGACGAGUGAGCGAACAGAUCGGGAUUAUUUGUUCCAUAAGGAUAGUGCGAAACCACGCCACACCCUGAUCUCAAAUCUUCGACAAAGCAAUUUCUUCUGGACCGGUUUCACCGAGGAGAAUGUGCGCGAUGCCCUUGCGAAUGGCGAGAAAUACUUGGCGAAGGAGAAUACGAUGUGUAGCGAAGAGGAUCGAGUUCUUCUCAAAGAAUGCAUGCAAUUCGCGACGAUUCUGCUUGAAUCCCCCGGUUGGAAAGCUCUUAGCAACAGCCACGAGAUGGGAAUAUUCUUGGACAAUUGGCCAGCACAUUCCUGUUGCCACUGGGAUAUGAGAGGCGAAAGCACUCUACCGCUUUUUACUGGGACUCAACAGCUUAUUUUAGCCCAAGCAUAUAUUAAUUCAAGGCUGGCAUAUGCAGAUCCGACUGAGGGCCUUGCGGAAGUUGGAGUCGCUGCCCUCGCGCAGGUCGAUGCUGAGAAUGCUGCAGGUGGCGACGGGGUAGAUAGGAGUACAUCAUCGAAGAUGACGCUGAAGGGAGUGCCUGAAUCCAGCAUCGGCGCCGGCCAACCUUCACCGAAGAAGUAUCACGCGUACACACCAAAGAACAGCCCCCCCUCAAAGCCUCGAAAACGGUCAUCUACGGGCGCCGGAGCGUCCGAUCUGUCGACCGAAGCCCAGAAACAGACCCCAUCGCGCAAACGAUCUAACUCCGCCACGGAAGAGCCAACUCUCCCGCCUGAUUGUCCUCUAUCCAACACCCGCAUCAUCGGAACCACGUCUUCCAAGCUCUCCUACCUCAUGGAACAAAUCCUCCUCCACUCCCCCCACGAAAAGCUCCUGAUCUUCUACGACGGCGAUAACGCUGCCUUCUACCUCGCGCAGUGCCUCGAAAUCUUCCACAUCCGCCACCUCAUCUACGCCAAGACGCUCCGCACCGCGCUCCGGUCCAAGUACAUCGUCGCAUUCGACACCGACGACUCCAUACGCGUUCUCCUCAUGGACAUCCGCUGCGGUGCGCUCGGCUUGAACGUCAACAAGGCCUCCCGCGUCUACUUCAUCAACCCAUGCAACCGGCCCAGCAUCGAGGCGCAGGCGGUGAAGCGAGCUCAUCGGAUCGGGCAGACCCGUGAAGUCCACGUGGAGACCUUGAUUCUCAAAGGCACGAUUGAAGAGGGGAUGUUUGAGCGGGCGAAGCGGAUGACGAGGAAGGAGCACGAUACCGCGAGGCGGAUUGAGGAGGACGACGGGGUGCGGGGGGUGAUUCAGAACGCGAGGUGUCUGCCUGUCACGGCGGAGGAGGGGAUUGGGGAGCGACAGAUGGCGCGCGUUUCGAUCAACGAGCAGAUUUUUGGGAGAAGGGGUUGGAGGUCCGCGAAAGUGAAGUUGGAGGGUGAUGAUGCGAGUGAGCGAAAGUUAUCUAAGAAGCAGAAGAAAGACAGUAGUGCGAUUGGGGGCGGGCAUGCAGAUAUGUUGGAGUUUAAGGUUGGCCAUCACCGUCCGCGGGAAUCAGGGCUAGCCCCCGAAUAAUUUCUUAAAUGAUGAUGAAUGGGAUCAGUUGGUUCUCACCCUUGAGGUCAUCCUAGACUGAUUCUAUGUACCAUAGUUUACCCACGCACUCGUAUCAGAGCCCCCUAAUCGU
Messenger RNA from Eremomyces bilateralis CBS 781.70, 3505 nucleotides. RefSeq lists its product as uncharacterized. The record is from RefSeq and is a predicted model, not a curated record. Gene Ontology annotation, molecular function: ATP-dependent chromatin remodeler activity; ATP binding. The transcript has 2 exons. Bases 1 to 3393 code for a protein of 1130 amino acids. NCBI's taxonomy places the organism in Eukaryota, Fungi, Ascomycota, Dothideomycetes, Eremomycetales, Eremomycetaceae.